GUUUGGCCUCUGCAGCCGAUCGUAGUUUGGCUGAGAUUCAGAAAGUCUGAUACCAGCUGGAGGUGUGUUUAUGUCUUCACGUCCUUGUGAGGGUGAAUCGAGGCAGCGCUGCUCAACAUGAAUCGAAUCCUGAAAGUUCCCGUCAUGGCGGCCAGAGCCUUCAGCAGCUCAGCCAGACACAUGAAGAACAAAGUCCCUGAGGCCCAGAAACUCUUCCAGGAGGACAACGGGCUGCCUGUCCACAUCAAGGGAGGAACUACGGACGUCCUCCUAUACAGAGCAACCAUGACAAUAACCAUCACAGGAAUCGGUUAUUCUCUGUACUGGCUGCUGGUGGCGUCGCUGCCGCAGAACAAAUCUUAGAGAAGAAGAAGAAGAAGAAGAAGAAGAAGAAGAAGAAGAAGAAGAAGAAGAAGAAGAAGAAGAAGAAGAAGACUCGGGCUCGGUCUAUUUCCUGGAGAGCUACACUCUGUUCAUUUUACUUCCAUUUUAAUAGAUUUGCCUCCAAUGAUACAUGUGUUAAAAAAUAACCUGUGAAACAUUAA
Molecule: messenger RNA, 545 nt
Organism: Mugil cephalus (flathead mullet)
Lineage: Eukaryota; Metazoa; Chordata; Actinopteri; Mugiliformes; Mugilidae
Gene: cox7a1
Product: cytochrome c oxidase subunit 7A2, mitochondrial
Exons: 4
Coding region: 118-363 (81 amino acids)
Biological process (GO): mitochondrial electron transport, cytochrome c to oxygen; regulation of oxidative phosphorylation; mitochondrial respirasome assembly
Source: RefSeq, a predicted model, not a curated record